Messenger RNA from Didymodactylos carnosus, 1969 nucleotides. Lineage: Eukaryota; Metazoa; Rotifera; Eurotatoria; Philodinida; Philodinidae. The record is from the annotation of a GenBank genome assembly.
AUGGUCGUGAGCUAUUAAUUAAUUAUUAUUAAUGGCAUUUUCAUUAAUUAACUCAUAUCUUCGUCAAAAAGGCGCAUGGGCCCAAACCAACUUGGGGUUUUUCACUACUGACUAUUUCCUACAUGAUGAAAAUAGUCUGAGUCGAAAAGCUUUUAAUCACCUUGAGAGGUUCCCUCGUUAGUUAUGUGGAACACGUUUUUGCGAAUCAACAUUCUCCAGGUCUACCAAGCGAGAUCAAUGUAUAAAUAUAAACAUCAUGUACUGUAAAAGAACUACUCAACUGGUACGAUAAAGCAUCGUAUAUCCCUAUCACACUUAUACUGUAGACUUUACUGAUCACCGUGAACAAGGACGUCGCUUGCACAAUGAAGCCAUUAUUUGUCCUUUUUCUGAAGAUACAUUUACUUGUAAGUACUUACAUCACUUAACAAGUAUUUAUUAAGUAAAACUACAAGUGCUUUUAUAAAGUAUAGUAUUUCGUCGUAAUAAAACCAAGUAUUCAACCUUGAAGAAGUACUUGUAAAAGUUCAUGGCAAAGAAGUAGUUUUGAAUAUACUUGCUAAUUUCUCCAAGUAUCUAUCAAGCAAUCAAAUAUUUGAAUCAAGUGCGUUCUCUAGGACAAUACUUAACGUAAGAUUAUGUUUCAUAAAGCAACCUUUUUAAUAAGUUGUAUAAUCAAAAGUGGAGACUUCCAUUUUACUCUAGAACAUAUAGUGGAUGAAGUCGUUUCAAAUUUCCAACAAGCAGCAUUUAUAAAAGAGUUCGGUUAGGUCAAACAAAUAGACAGUUGUUAUUGUGUUUCCAUUUUUGAGACAGACUAAGCCAGUAAAAACAGUCAUGAUGGAGAAAUGAAUCAUAAAUUAGUCAAUUAGUCUUCUAAUUGGUAUUUUUACUUUCUAACGAAAAUUAUGUGUUUGUCUGUUGAGCGAUUGUAUGCAUGAAACUCAGUAAAACAAAAGUAUUGUUUUUCGAAACUUUGUCAAUCAAAUACUAUCACUCGUCGCUUUGGUGCUCAUUUUUGAGUUAAAUAGAGUUUUGUAACAUGCUUGACCAUUGUAAAUAUUGUUUUUUUCAGAUAAUUAGAAUUAACUCUCCUAUGGCUAUUCGUGUGUUAGUUGGUGUGAAACGUGCUAUUGAUUAUGCCGUUAAAAUCCAAGUUAAAUCAGACAAAUCGGGAGUAGUUACCGAUGGAGUAAAACAUUCAAUGAAUCCAUUUGACGAAAUAGCAGUUGAAGAAGCGAUACGUUUAAAAGAGAAAAAAGUGGCACAAGAAGUUAUUGCUGUUUCAUGUGGACCCCAACAAUGUCAGGAAACACUUCGUACAGCUUUGGCAUUGGGUGCUGAUCGUGCAGUGCAUGUUGAAGUGUCCGGUAAAGAUUAUGAAAUGUUACAGCCAUUGGCUAUAUCCAAAAUAUUGGCAGCAGUAGCGAAGAAGGAGAACGUCGAUUUAAUAUUAUUAGGAAAAUUAGCAAUUGAUGAUGAUUCUAAUCAAGCCGGACAAAUGGUAGCGGGAUUAUUAUCUUGGCCACAGGCCAUGUUUGCAUCAAAAAUUGAAAUAAAAGAUAAAAAAGCUGAAGUGACACGUGAAAUUGAUGGCGGUUUAGAAACAGUUCGUGUUACUUUACCAGCUGUUAUUACAGCAGAUCUAAGAUUAAAUCAACCACGUUUCGCUAAUUUACCAUCGAUUCAGAAAGCAAAAAAGAAACCGUUAACAAAAAUGACGCCGAGUGAAUUGAAUGUUGAUAUCAAACCACGACAAGAGUAUUUAACCUAUGAAGAACCACCAAAACGUAAAGGUGGCGGCAAACCACUUGCAAGCGUUGAAGAACUUGUCGUGGGUAAAACAUCGUUAAUAACGCGAUUCAUGUAUGAUAGUUUUGACAAUAUGUAUCAAGCAACAAUUGGUAUUGAUUUUCUAUCAAAAACAAUGUACUUAGAAGAUCGUACUGUUCGAUUACAAUUAUGGUGA